Molecule: messenger RNA, 852 nt
Organism: Alternaria postmessia
Lineage: Eukaryota; Fungi; Ascomycota; Dothideomycetes; Pleosporales; Pleosporaceae
Exons: 2
Coding region: 1-852 (283 amino acids)
Source: RefSeq, a predicted model, not a curated record
AUGCGCGCACCUGCUCACCCAUACGAUGUGGAACUUGGUACGCUUCCGCAGCGCCGUAUAUGGGAGGCUCGCGUCAUGACUAUGGGAGACGACCAAAGGAGGAGGGAUGCAAGGAUGAUUAGGAUCAAGAUUGCAGGAGCGGUAUUGGUAAUUAUUGGGUUUUGGGUAUUGGUGGGCCUGGAGGUCUGGAGGAGACAAAGAGGUGAAGGUUACGAUGGGAUCGAAGAUUUCAACAUGUUUAGCUUCUCUGCUCUCCACAGCGUCGUUACAAAUUUUGAGGCUUUAUCAUCCAGCAGUGUCUCUUCGCCGGCCCCAGAGACGGUAUCGACUGAACCAUAUAAUAUAGACCAUAUCACUCUUCAAAUGGCAGAUACAGAGCGAGAAGAUGUUGUGUCCGACAAGAACCAAUCCAUUGCGGAUUUUUCUGAGAUACCUGACCACAAUGCAACACCAUACCAUCACCUCGAUCUCUCAACUACUCGCUACGUCCCCAACAACAAUACUGUCAUCACCGCAACGAAAUUAGACACCUCAACAUUGGACGCACCCAAAGACAAGACAAGCAUCCGGUCUCAAGUCCCAUCAGAGCGACACAUUAAUCGCGCCAACAUCACCAACGUCAACACCAACGCCAGCGACGUUGAGCUGGGCCCACUGCCAAACUCGACCGUUACAACACGGUGUUACUACUCGCCGUCCUCCUCUUCAACAGCAAAUACUCUUCAACGCCAACGCACUCGGAGGAUCCUCCAUCAUGUCAUGGUGGCUUUGGCCGGAAUGGUGGUGAUUGUUGUUGUGGCUUGCGCCAUAAUUUAUGUGGUCGCUUCACUGAAGUUUUCGAGGGCAUCGUGA